ACUCAACUUCAUUCUUGAGCCAACCGCGACCGCGUGUGGACACAUUUUCCUCGUUACUCCUUGUCAACCCAACUCGACAGAGAGUGCAUUAGUGGUAUUGGUGAAGCAACACUUAGUCAGCGGACAAGUUCUUUUGUUAUUAAUCAUGUAAGUGCCGCGUUUGCGAACAGAUUCCGGAUUAAUGCAGUGCCGCACCCGUUUCCAACUGGCGUCGAAUUGACCCCGUAAACUCGCGCAAGUGACCCGCCCGAUAAAUGCGAUAAUUACAGCCUCAAAACCGAACCGAAGUGAGUGUGAUCGAAGCCCAAUUACGAUCAGUUACGUGAGUCAAUUUUUGAUGGCUAAUCAAUUUUGGGUCUAUGCAACACACCCGCAGUUGAUGAGUGUUAACGAGAAGACGAGGUGAACAAGUGGUAGUAGGCGGCGGCGGCACGACGCGAAUGACACACGCACACUAGCAAGCGUUAUUUUGCAAACAAGCUGCGUACGCACACAAGUAGCAAGAGGUGCAGCGGAAUUUUGGUUGGUGUGGGUGCGGGUUGAUGUUUUGUUGGAGUUUUGUGAGUGAUCGACGUCAAAAAAAAUUAUCAGGCCCAAAACAAACCCACCCUUUUGGAAAAUACAAUUCAUCAAAGUGACCGCUGACCUGUUGAAUGUAAAACGUCGGGGUGACAAUGUGGGUGCAGUAGAGCGGCCACACCUACUUGGAUUGAAAGGUGGAACAGUAACACAGUGCCAAUUGCAGAACGCUAUAAACAACCAUGGAGGACUCAACCCAUUCCUCACCGGUUCCCGUGCCAAGACCCCGCCAACGUGCCAACAACAACAACAGUAGUGCCAACCCCGAGGUUGACAAGGUCAACAACAACGCUAGCCAAGAUGUGCCAGACUGUAUCAGCAGCAUAAAACCAUACGUUUCACCUUACCCGAAGCUGGACUACGAAAACGUAGAGAUCGUCAUACCCCCUAAGAAACCGGCACCCGUUGAAACACCUCAGAGCGAUGGUUCCCGACCAGUGCCGGCGCCUCGCCGGACGAAAGUCGUCAUUCAGGAAGCGGACGACAGAGCUACGUUCUACCAGAACGUAACACCUGCGAGCACGACGGGUGCCGUAAGGAAGUCCUCCAGCAUCACAAGUCCGACACCCUGUCCAGCGAUCACGACAGUUCACAAUGACCUGCGAAGCAACGUGACGCCGGCUUCGCCAAGUGGAAGUAGUCCGAAACGGUUCAGCUUCGAAGGUGAAGAUCCCAGCUUUCGGCGGAGUGAAUCCGAUGGAGUUUCGGUUGGGAGUAGCGACAGCAGUGGUCGCAAAUACAAGACUACGUCACCGGGGGAGCUGUUCAAGACGAUUGGGGCUACCUCGAGGAUGCUGACGGAGUCGAUCACCGAGCGGGUUACGCACAAGACCAAGAAGGUCGCCACCAAGUUGGACAAGAACUAUAAGAGCUCCAAGAGCUCGAUUGCCAACUGGAGUUCGGGGGCGAGCAACAAGUUCAAAAACGUCAGCAAGUCGAUCAACAGCUUCUCGGAGGAUAAGCUCUCGCUGUCGUUGACGAAGAACAAGACAAAGCGAAGCAACAGCACCGGAGACGACGACUUUCUGGAACGUCGUCAGACGGCUCCACCGGAGAACAGUGAUCUCAUGAGAAACAUUCAGUUCAACAGUCCGUUGAACAAUAAAGUUAACAACAGGGAAGACCUAACCAAGGGGGGUUCGUCUUCCUCGUCCACGUAUGACAUUCCGAAAAACGCCAAGCGCACCAACUUUGAGGAUCCUCCUCCGUACGAGGAGCCUACGUUGAAGAGCAAAUCGAAUAGCAGCGCCAGCCUGGCGUCAGCCUCGUCUUCCUCAACGAAUCCCCCAGGCACCUUCACCAGAAACAGUGGCAUAAGUCAGAGUCUGUACAGUCGAGUCGUCCCGAAGAAGGAUCGCGGAGGAGGGGACACCCCCAGUCCGGCACCUCUCCGCCACAAGAACAAAUCCGAAUCGAACCUCCACGGGUCUAAAUUCUACAUCGACUCCGUUCGCGAGGUGGACAUCGACAGCAGUACGGAGAACAUUCCACCGCCAAAGUUCCCGGCACCUAUUCUGCAGGACUCUGCCAAGACGGAAAGUCCCUACGGAAAGCUCAACAUCAUUCCACGCCAGUGCAGUAGCAGUUCCUCCGAGGAGGACAACAACCUGCCGGAAAUGCUCAAGCGGGUGCACAUCCGCAAGAAGACGGAAAACUACGAGAACGUCACCCCAUCCGGGUCGACAGCAUCCGACAGGGCAACGUGCAAUUCAGUGCAGAGGAUCUUCUCCCGUCGAUCUUCCUCGAUCGGCGAGAUGCGCAACAAUCUCAACCUGCGGUCCGAUUCGUGGAACUUUUACGACGUCAGCAGUCGGGAAGAGACUCAGCGGGAAGAGGAGGAGGAGGACGAUAGCUCGCGGUUGAGCACGCCAGAGCCUACGUACGUAAACGAUGGACAAAUUUACGGGCAGAUCUGUGACAUGGAGACGUCGCUGCUCAAGCCGGAACCGGCUAGGCCGCCACGGCACGAUUACGACGAGGUGUCUAUCUCCGAUAUCAUCGACGAGUUUGAUCCGUUGGCGCAGAGACGAUCGUUAGCUGCGAUCCUGGAGAAAACCGGAAAGAACGUUGAACUCACCUUGAUCGAGAACAUCCUGAGCGCGGAAUCCUACGGGAGACGCGUCACGGUGGAAUCUUCCGACGAAAGUACGGAAGAUUCGCCGAAACAACUGCCGAAGCCGCCGAUGCGGUCGGAUUCGCUGCUUGAUACGUCCUCCAAGCACGAACCUCCAAACAAGGAGACACCACCGAUCCCGAAGCGCAAAAAGUCUCGCGAAGCCAAACGCAGCAUGAUCAUUCACCAGAACCUGCAGCUGCCGUCGGAUAGCGUUGAAAACUUAGUAGACGAAGCGGAAGUUCAACCGUACCUCGCGGUAGUUGAGGAACCCAGCACCAAUCCAGAACCGGUUGAUCUAAGCUACCCGGGAAGCAGUCAGGGUCCGCAAAGCAGCUGGUUCGUGGCGGAAGGGGCCACCGCAGCGGAACCGGAAAAGUUCCUGAAGAACACGAACGUAAACCCGAUCAACGAGAACGUCGGCGGGAAGCAGGUUGAGAAGAUCCAGAAGGAGCUGCCGUCGGAGCUGGCGUGCAUCGCCGAAGAUGACACUUACCUGCCCUCCUAUCAGGAGGCUACCGCAGGAGGAGAUCCUCUGCAGGAGCCGCUUCCGUCGACGAGCAAACCGAGCGUAAAGUCAAAGCUGUUGAACGCGUUGAAGCGGAGGUCAAGCCUCAAGGGGAAGGGGGAUGUGAGGACCAUGCUGGAAAUGGUUCCUAAACCGUUGCUCACGGAGCGUUUCAUCAGUCACCACGGACAUCUGCUAAAGUUCCCAUCGGGGAUGAUCGGUGACGUGUUCAACGAGUUGACACCGCGCUCGGUAGUGCUGAAGGAGAAAAUCAUCCAGACGUAUCAGGAUCCGCAGAAGACGCAACCGAAGGAGACGCUACACCUCAAGUUCAUCCUGAGCUUGCAGUGCGUCAUUCAGCACAAGUUCAACAGCGAAGGUGGACUGGAUCUGCACUGCUUCGAGGUCGUGCUGGCGAUGCCGAAGAAGGACGGAGGUUCGGGAGCGAAUCAGCAGCUCGUUACGAACCCGAACUUGGUGAUUACGAGCACCAACUGCGGGAACGUCAAGACCCAGCGACAGUCGCACAUGUUUGGCGUGCACAAGCGCUCCGAUCGGAACCUCUGGAUGGCGAAGAUUCUGCAGUCGGUGACGGAUGUGUUUCCGGAGAACUGUUUGGCGGAGUUCACACGAGGUGGUUGGUGUUACAUGAAGAAGUCGGUGUCCUCCGAGUGGAGCGGAGCUUGGUUGCUGCUGGCGAAACGGAAGCUGUACUUUUACAACUACCAGGAUCGACAGCUGGAGCAGCUUGACCUGAGGAAAGCUCGCUGCAUCGGCGGGAUCGAGUCGGACGAGUCCAUCAAGAAUCUGCACGUGGAGCAAGGGCCGACGCUGUUCAUCGACUGUCCACCGUACGCGACGCUGUACUAUGUGAUGAGUUCCCCGCGGGAGACACAAAUUUGGAGGAAGAUCAUCAAGGACACGGCGCACAAGAACGGUGGCAGUCUGCACUCGCAGCAGCUGACGAAGAACGACGUCCCGGUGCUGAUCGACAAGUGCAUCAAUUUUAUCUACGCGCACGGAUCGAUGUCGGAGGGAAUCUACCGCAAGUCGGGAUCCGCUAGCCAGGUCACGAAGAUUCUGCAGCUGUUCAAGGAGGACGCGUUUGCGGUGCAGUUGAUUCGAGGAGAAUUCAGCGAAUACGACGUCGCCGGGGCGUUGAAGAAGUUCAUCCGAGACAUUCCGAAUUCAUUUUUUGGUAACCACUCGAUCAGUUUCGUUAGCAUCGCCACGUUGAACUCGCUGAAGGACAAAAUCGACUCGUACAAGGAACUGCUGGGGAGACUGCCGAAAGUUGAGUACCACACGCUGAAGAAGCUGAUCGGUCACCUGAGCUUCAUCGCCUCGCUGGAGCAGCACAACAAGAUGGGCAUCCCAAACCUGGCCAUGAUCUGGGGAUCGACGCUGAUGGCCAACUCCAGCCAGAACAUGGAGGCCGAGCAGUACAGCUACUCGCAGGACGAGGCGGAUGUCGUGGCGGACUUGAUCAAGCUGUACAAGAACCUGUUUACGAUCACGCCGGAAGAGGUCAAGAAGGAGCUGCUGAUGAUGCAGGUGCUACAAAAGUACCACGCUGCGGCGGAGAACAUAUCCGAUACGGUGAAACAUUCCGGAGACUUUAAGGUGUGGAUCACGAUCGAUUGCGAUGGGAAGGAUGGCGGAAGUGAGGACAAGACUCAGAUCAAUGUGACGUUGACGCCGACGAAGACAGCGUCAGAUAUUUGCAAGGAACUUGCCGGGAAGACGCCGUAUCAGUGGUAUCAACUGACGCUUUUUGAGGUUAUUGGGGAUGGAGCGUUAGUACGACCGGUUCAUUACAGCGAAAAAGCCCUGGAGAGCGUUUUGAGGUGGACCUACUGGGAGGAAGCGGACCGCAAGAGCAACUACCUGGCGGUUCGGCCAAACACCCUGCUGAACGACGUGAUCCGCCAGAUCCAGAAGGCCCCCGUGCUGACGCCCAUAACGGAGCUCAAGUUUGCCGACCGGAAGAGUAAGACGUUGCGCAGCUUCAAGCUGCAGCUGAUCGGGAAGGAAAUUGUCGUGCUCAAGAUGGACAAAAAGGACCGGAGUACGCUGGAGGAGGUGACGAAGAUCGAUCUGAGCCGAGUGUACGCGUACAUUGGACGGGAAGCGAAGCGGGACCAGGCGGGAUUGCGGUGGGCGAUAACGCUCGUGGAGCAGGAUUUCCGGAAGAGAUCCCGCGACUCACCAUUCAUUGGCCACCUGUUUGGUGGCGUCGAUUUCAACGAGCAAAUCCUGUGGUAUUCCAGCAUUCUGCACAGCCUCCACAGGGAUGACAUUCUGCCGAGCAGUGAUUUGUUCUUCUAGGUUUUAAGGUGCCAACUUGUUAAGAUAGCCAAUUGUUCUAGUUUAUCUUUGUCUCUAGCGUAAGGGCCAUUCUUCAAACGGUCGAAACAUUCAGAUUUACAUUUACUGUAAAAAAAUGUUUUAUAAAAAUAAUACAAAACCUCGACA
Messenger RNA from Culex quinquefasciatus (southern house mosquito), 5675 nucleotides. RefSeq lists its product as uncharacterized. NCBI's taxonomy places the organism in Eukaryota, Metazoa, Arthropoda, Insecta, Diptera, Culicidae. The record is from RefSeq and is a predicted model, not a curated record. Bases 762 to 5528 code for a protein of 1588 amino acids. The transcript has 4 exons. Gene Ontology annotation, biological process: G protein-coupled receptor signaling pathway.